CUUCUUUGAGAAGUCCUCUAUUCUAAUAGACAUGCUUAUCAACAAAAAUCGUUUGAAACCCCAAUGAACUGGUGAUUGGUGAAACCCUGAUCCACGAAAUUGGCCAAAUUCCGCAAAAUACAGGGAUUAUUUUAAUUUAAGAAGAAGAAUGGGGUUAGUAGUUCAAGUGGUUAUGUUUUGACAAUUCACAAGUGUUUUGUGGUGACAAUGCUAAAAAAAAUUAUAUUAUUUUGAUAAAUCAAAUAAGCAAAGUUCAAGUAGCAAUGCAUGCGACAAUGUGAUAUUAAUUUUGUUUAUUACAUUAUAAAAAUGAUUGGAAAUGCAGCUUACGUUAAAUCUUUUAAUAGUUUAAGAAAUUACAGAUGUUACAGUAUAUGGUUUGGCCAAUAUCAUCAGUAUCUCGGACCUAGUUCUAUACCAAUUAAUUUACCAUUCAAAUCAAAUAUAACAUGCAACAGCUUAUCUUUACAAUCAUGUCGAUAUCAGCAUAAAGGACUAGAUCUAAAAGGCCUCAAUUUGAAAAGUACAGACAAACAAACUGAGAAGACAAUGACAACAGAAAGGAUAGUUAUGCCUGAAUCGGGAACAAGUAAAGAAAAAUUAAAUCAGGAUCAAGACACAGCUAUUAAAGGCAUUAAUUUAAAAACCGAGAGCGAACAAAAAAAAAUCACUAAGAAAAUAGUUGUACCAGAAUCACUAACAAUGAAAGAAAAACUUAAAAAGGCUGUAAAAGAAUAUGGAUCAACAGUAAUUGUCUUUCAUAUUGGGAUAUCGUUAAUGUCUCUAGGAACUUGCUACUUAUUAGUUUCUGCCGGUUUGGAUAUUCCAGCAAUUUUAGAAUUUGUAGGACUUAAUGGUUUGAUUAAAAACAGUGAAGUAGCAACAAGUGCUGGUACUUUUGCUAUUAGUUAUGCAGUACACAAGGUAUUCGCUCCAGUGAGAAUUGGAAUCACUUUAGUAUCUGUGCCGUUUAUUGUGAGAUACUUGAAAAAAAUUGGGUUUUUAAAGAAAUAAAAAAAUAUUUGGAGCUAUUGACAUAUUUUUUUGUAAAAGUUAAUUUCAACAUGACUUUAUAGUGAGAUUUUGUUAUUGGAUAACUUCAUAAGUUUAGGAAAUAAUAGUGAUUGAAAAUGUCAAUAUAAUUUUCUACUAAAUAAAAUGUUUUAGCAUUAACUUGUAGGGGAAAUAUACUAUAAUUUAAAAUUGUUUCUGUAUUUCUUUUGUACGGGUAAAUUUUAUGUCUUGAUAUAAAUAAACUUUUAC
This is a messenger RNA of Psylliodes chrysocephalus, 1263 nucleotides long. The record is from the annotation of a GenBank genome assembly. NCBI's taxonomy places the organism in Eukaryota, Metazoa, Arthropoda, Insecta, Coleoptera, Chrysomelidae.